GGCUCGUCCAUUGAGCGCAUCGCGAGGGGGCGGCAGAGCGCCGCAGCGGGCAGUGGGCAGCGAGGUCAGCGUGGGACACUGGGCUCCGGUCGAGCGGCACGGGGGGCCGGUAGGAUCACAGCGUGGGCCGAGCCAUUCGGUCGGGGUAAGCGCAGAGCCGUCGCCCCCCGCGGCCGCGCGAUGGUACAGCCCGGCCGGGUAAAGAGGCCGGGCGGCCCUGGCCAUCAAGGAAGAGGUAUGGGGCUGCGCGCGGGUGGAGCGCUCCAGAGGGCGGGUGUCGGACCCGGGGCGCCCGAGGGACAGGGGCCCGGUGGCGCCCAGGGAGGCAGCAUCCACUCGGGCUGCAUCGCCACGGUGCACAACGUGCCAAUCGCCGUGCUCAUCCGGCCACUGCCGUCCGUGUUGGACCCGGCCAAAGUGCAGAGCCUGGUGGACACGAUCCUGGAGGACCCUGACAGAGUGCCCCCCAUCGACGUCCUCUGGAUCAAAGGGGCCCAGGGUGGCGACUACUACUACUCCUUUGGGGGCUGCCACCGCUACGCAGCCUACCAGCAGCUACAGAGAGAGACCAUUCCUGCCAAGCUCGUGAGGUCCACCCUUUCCGACCUGAGGAUGUACCUCGGGGCAUCCACACCAGACUUGCAGUAGCAACCUCCUGACAACCCCACCCCCUCCACAUCAGCACCACUACCCAGCGCACAGAAGAUACAUGCAGCCCCCAACGGGCAGAAGCUGUAGAAGGGAUAUAUAUGUUAUACUUAAGGAGGGAGGUCUGCCUUUUGGUGCCUCUGCACUAGCCCCCAGGGACUAGCUCCCAGGAAUGAGGGGGUUCAGUUCUUCUGUCUAUGAAAAAAUAUCAUGGCCUUGACCCUGAAGGAAUACCAAGAGGAGGAAGUGAGAAAGGAGAUGGACUUGGAGACGAUGACUCUUGUUUUAAUCUUUAUGAUAUCGCUACAUGGACUAUGUACUAGGAAGUAAGGAAACCUAGGUCACCAUGACUUAAGUGAGAGAUACUUGUUAUCCCCAUAGCCUGAAUCCUGGGACAGGUGGCUAACACAGUGUUGUCUCUAACCCAGUAUUGUGUCAACAUCUCAGUGAAGGCAGGGCUUCCUCUCAGGAAUCCUCUGGCCUUGUCCUCAUUGCUUCUUACUUCGUAGUCACAAGAUGGUUGCUCUGUUUCUAGGAAUCAUGUCUGUGCUCAAGGAAGAAACCCACUGGACCAACUUCUGUCAGAAAGGAAAACCUUGUUCAGAGGUUCAGGAACCUGUUCUUUGCACAGUUGCACACAGUCGCCUUGGUCUGAGCUGGCCACCAUUGUCACCCACUGCUGCAAAGAAAGCAGACAUUAGGAGGCGCUGUCACAGCUGAGUGUGACUGCCUUGUUCAUCCACUGGCACUAGGUAUCCUGCAGUACAAUUGGGACCCCGUUAGUAGGAGAGGGAGACAUUGGCCUUGCUAUGAAACAGGCUAUCCCCAAACUCAAGUAUUCAUUUACCCAUGAUUCUAUAGGUUAACUAAGCUCCUUGGAGCAGCUCUUCUGGCCUGGCCUGGUCCUGCUCAUGAGCCCAUAGUCAGCUAUCACCUCAGUUGGGGCUGGUUGGGCCAGGAUCACUUUAGUCAUUGUGGCAAGUAUUGGCUGCAUUGGCUUGGUUAUCCUCGUUGCGCCGCUAUCAGGUCAGCUCUGGCUUAUUCUCAAGGUGGCCUCAGGGUUCCGAGAGAGAGAGAGAGAGAGAGAGAGAGAGAGAGAGUAGUCCUGACGAAGCUUGGCCUGGAGCAGUGGCUCAGAGCAGUGGCUCAGCUGUUAAGAGCACCUACAUGGUGAAUCACAACACUGUCAUCCUGUUCCAGAUGACCCGAUACCCUCUUCUAGCCUCUGUGGGUACAGACAAACACACGAGAACAAAGCACCCAAUUUUUUUUUUUUUGAGACACAGGGUUUUUCUGUGUGACUCUGGCUGUCCUGGAACACACUCUGCAGUAGCAGGCUAGCCUUGAACUCACAGAGAUCUGCCUCCUGAGUACUGAUAUGAAAGAAGGCGUACACUACUGUAGCCCAGGUACAUUUUUAGGUGACACAGUUUCUUCAGCCCUGGUGCCAGGACUGUGUCUUUGCUGCUCAGUUCAUUCCUUAGAUUCAAGGGGUAUAAACAGACUCAGCUCUCAGCGGGAGGAACUAGAAAGAACAUGGGGCUAUCGUUCAUCACAGAUGAGUCUUGGUGGGCAAGAGACAGAAUUCCUCACUCUCACACAUAAGCACACAAAGAGCCUUCCCAAGUCAGCCUUUAGGAUAUGUUCCCAAAACCUAGAAGUCAUGGAAUGGUGUCUUCACGAGCUGGGUACCCCAGCCCUUAAGGACAACUCACAGCAGAAUGAGGUGGGUGACAGGGCAUUCGGAGGGGCUUCUACAAACCAGGAGUCCAGGAGGCACUGGAAGCACCAGAGUGAGGUGGCGCUUGCUACGCCACACAGAGACCUUAGUCACUUGUCAUUUUCAAGCCUGUGCUUUCCCAGCUCAGUGGUGAGGACACCAGCUUUCCUACCCACUGAGUGUCCCAGAACAUGAACUUGAAAGGGAUAAAAUGCACUGUGGUGCUGCAUUGAUUCUUAGGACCAAAAAGAGACUAGGGAGAGAAGACACUUUAACAGGUCAACCAGGACUCAUCCAGUCUGGGUUUCAAUUACAGUUUGGGUAAUCACAUCUCUGUGGUGGGCUGGAUGAAGAAUGUAUGGAAACUCUUUAGUCUGCAACUUUUCUGUGAAUCUAAAGUCAUUCUAAAAUAAAAGUUUAUGUAAUGAA
Molecule: messenger RNA, 2797 nt
Organism: Apodemus sylvaticus (European woodmouse)
Lineage: Eukaryota; Metazoa; Chordata; Mammalia; Rodentia; Muridae
Gene: Srxn1
Product: sulfiredoxin 1
Exons: 2
Coding region: 181-648 (155 amino acids)
Biological process (GO): cellular response to oxidative stress
Cellular component (GO): cytoplasm
Molecular function (GO): sulfiredoxin activity
Source: RefSeq, a predicted model, not a curated record